Colletotrichum graminicola M1.001 is the source of this 462-nucleotide messenger RNA. RefSeq lists its product as uncharacterized. The transcript is spliced from 2 exons. The coding region runs from base 1 to 462 and encodes 153 amino acids. The record is from RefSeq and is a predicted model, not a curated record. NCBI's taxonomy places the organism in Eukaryota, Fungi, Ascomycota, Sordariomycetes, Glomerellales, Glomerellaceae.
AUGGCAGGUAUCGGCCCCGCCACUAGUGUAAAGUAUAAUAUACAUAAUACGUCGGCUUUGCCUGAAUCUAAGGCUGGUGACCUACGGGAUUGGCUGCAGCUAAAUGUGGUAAUUCCCCCUAAAGACCCUAAAGACGGCCACGGCGAGCAGCUGGCGGCAGGGUACGGAGCAGAAACCUCCAUGACCAGCACCUAUCCCUCCCGUACUUCCUUUGCAGGUCCGUCUCAUUACGUCGCCGGGCCCAUCCAUGAUCCAACCGAGGCCAACCCUUCAUGCCAAUGCCUCGACGUCGUCGACGCAAUAGCUGACGACCCCUCUCCUUUCGCACCCCUGAAGAGGACCAGCCGCGAGAUUACACCUUCGACCCCUCACAAGCUACCGCCGCCUCAGCUUGACGAGCUGAAGCCCAUGGCUUUCGCCAGCAGGAAGGCCGUCCUAUCUGAGCUGCUGCAGUGCCAGUGA